AUGGAUCGUUUCAUUAAGGAGGAUAAUACUGAUGAGGAUCAUUUGAACCUUUUAUUCGUGGACAGCGUUGAUGUUUAUUAUGAUGAGGUAUCAGAGGCACCAGUCGAGGAUGAAAGCAGUCCAGAUUCCCCUUUCAUCGGAAAGACGCCUCAAGAAUGCCACCAACUGCUCUCGAAGCUUGUCGAGGAUACAGAGUCGGAAAUCAUGACUGAAUACUUUGCCAUCAUGGACCUGAGGUCAAUAAAAGACGACACUGUCCUGCUCGUAUGCGCAGAGAGGGAUGAUCAGGAAAAAAUCGUGGCCUGGCCGACUGUCCGUGCUACCUUCGAGGUUACGGCUGUCUCACUAAAGUGUUAUCAUUCAGGGCACAGCAGUGUAGGGGAGGAUUUGGAGCGUGCUGAAUGUGAACACGAUAAUGUCUAUCGUGCACGGUAA
This is a messenger RNA of Penicillium pulvis, 435 nucleotides long. RefSeq lists its product as uncharacterized. NCBI's taxonomy places the organism in Eukaryota, Fungi, Ascomycota, Eurotiomycetes, Eurotiales, Aspergillaceae. Bases 1 to 435 code for a protein of 144 amino acids. The transcript has a single exon. The record is from RefSeq and is a predicted model, not a curated record.